Messenger RNA from Haliotis rubra (blacklip abalone), 2166 nucleotides. RefSeq lists its product as uncharacterized. The coding region runs from base 1 to 2166 and encodes 721 amino acids. The record is from RefSeq and is a predicted model, not a curated record. Lineage: Eukaryota; Metazoa; Mollusca; Gastropoda; Lepetellida; Haliotidae. The transcript has a single exon.
AUGGUUACAUCACAGCCUAAGCACACAUCUCGGGACAUCUCUCAGUCUGGGCAGAUUGUUACAAACAAGCACACAUCCUGGGACAUCUCUAAAACUGGGCCCGUUGUUACACACAAGCACACAUCCUGGGACAUCUCUCAAACUGGGCCAGUUGUUACACACAAGCCUAAGCACACAUCUCGGGACAUCUCUCAGCCUGGGCCCAUUGUUACAUCACAGCCUAGGCACACAUCUUGGGACAUCUCUCAACCUGGGCAGAUGGUUACAUCACAGCCUAAGCACACAUCUCGGGACAUCUCUCAGUCUGGGCAGAUUGUUACAAACAAGCACACAUCCUGGGACAUCUCUAAAACUGGGCCCGUUGUUACACACAAGCACACAUCCUGGGACAUCUCUCAAACUGGGCCAGUUGUUACACACAAGCCUAAGCACACAUCUCGGGACAUCUCUCAGCCUGGGCCCAUUGUUACAUCACAGCCUAGGCACACAUCUUGGGACAUCUCUCAACCUGGGCAGAUGGUUACAUCACAGCCUAAGCACACAUCUCGGGACAUCUCUCAGUCUGGGCAGAUUGUUACAAACAAGCACACAUCCUGGGACAUCUCUAAAACUGGGCCCGUUGUUACACACAAGCACACAUCCUGGGACAUCUCUCAAACUGGGCCAGUUGUUACACACAAGCCUAAGCACACAUCUCGGGACAUCUCUCAGCCUGGGCCCAUUGUUACAUCACAGCCUAGGCACACAUCUUGGGACAUCUCUCAACCUGGGCAGAUGGUUACAUCACAGCCUAAGCACACAUCUCGGGACAUCUCUCAGUCUGGGCAGAUUGUUACAAACAAGCACACAUCCUGGGACAUCUCUAAAACUGGGCCCGUUGUUACACACAAGCACACAUCCUGGGACAUCUCUCAAACUGGGCCAGUUGUUACACACAAGCCUAAGCACACAUCUCGGGACAUCUCUCAGCCUGGGCCCAUUGUUACAUCACAGCCUAGGCACACAUCUUGGGACAUCUCUCAACCUGGGCAGAUGGUUACAUCACAGCCUAAGCACACAUCUCGGGACAUCUCUCAGUCUAGGCAGAUUGUUACAAACAAGCACACAUCCUGGGACAUCUCUAAAACUGGGCCCGUUGUUACACACAAGCACACAUCCUGGGACAUCUCUCAAACUGGGCCAGUUGUUACACACAAGCCUAAGCACACAUCUCGGGACAUCUCUCAGCCUGGGCCCAUUGUUACAUCACAGCCUAGGCACACAUCUUGGGACAUCUCUCAACCUGGGCAGAUGGUUACAUCACAGCCUAAGCACACAUCUCGGGACAUCUCUCAGUCUGGGCAGAUUGUUACAAACAAGCACACAUCCUGGGACAUCUCUAAAACUGGGCCCGUUGUUACACACAAGCACACAUCCUGGGACAUCUCUCAAACUGGGCCAGUUGUUACACACAAGCCUAAGCACACAUCUCGGGACAUCUCUCAGCCUGGGCCCAUUGUUACAUCACAGCCUAGGCACACAUCUUGGGACAUCUCUCAACCUGGGCAGAUGGUUACAUCACAGCCUAAGCACACAUCUCGGGACAUCUCUCAGUCUGGGCAGAUUGUUACAAACAAGCACACAUCCUGGGACAUCUCUAAAACUGGGCCCGUUGUUACACACAAGCACACAUCCUGGGACAUCUCUCAAACUGGGCCAGUUGUUACACACAAGCCUAAGCACACAUCUCGGGACAUCUCUCAGCCUGGGCCCAUUGUUACAUCACAGCCUAGGCACACAUCUUGGGACAUCUCUCAACCUGGGCAGAUGGUUACAUCACAGCCUAAGCACACAUCUCGGGACAUCUCUCAGUCUGGGCAGAUUGUUACAAACAAGCACACAUCCUGGGACAUCUCUAAAACUGGGCCCGUUGUUACACACAAGCACACAUCCUGGGACAUCUCUCAAACUGGGCCAGUUGUUACACACAAGCCUAAGCACACAUCUCGGGACAUCUCUCAACCUGGGCAGAUGGUUACAUCACAUCCAAAGCACACAUCUUGGGACUUUUCUCAACCUGGGCAGAUUGUCACACAACAGCCAAAGCAGACAUCUCGGGACAUUUCUCAACCUGGGCAGAUUGUUACACAACAGCCAAAGCACACAUCUCGGACUCCUCCUCCAUAA